CCUAGGGAACCAAGCAGCGCUGCCGCCGCCGCCGCUACAACCCGAGUUGGAGGAGGGAGAAGCCAGGAAGAAAAUGGCGGCCGUGGCUGCAGAGGCGGCAGCGACUGCGGCGUCCCCCGGGGAGGGGGGCGCCGGCGAGGCCGAGCCGGAGAUGGAGCCCAUCCCCGGCAGCGAGGCCGGCACUGACCCCCUCCCGGUCACGGCCACUGAAGCAUCUGUGCCGGACGGCGAGGCUGACGGGCAGCAGUCCUCUCCUCAGGCCGACGAACCGCCGCUCCCGCCGCCGCCACCGCCGCCGGGGGAGCUCGCCCGCAGCCCGGAGGCGGCGGGGCUGGAGCUGGAGCCUGAGGAGAAGCUGCCCGCUCGAGUAGUGGAGCCGGCGGCAGCCGCGCCUCAGGAAGGGCCCAGCUUGCCACCUUCUCCUGCACCGCCGCCGGAGGAGCCCCCGGCUCCCGAGGAGCGCCAGGAACCGCCGCUGCCCCAGCCAGCAGCCCCGGCUCUCGUGCCGCCGGCAGGCGGGGACUCCGCGGUGUCGCAACUGAUCCCCGGCUCGGAGGUGCGGGUCACGCUGGACCACAUCAUUGAGGACGCGCUUGUCGUGUCGUUCCGCCUCGGGGAGAAGCUCUUCUCCGGGGUCCUCAUGGAUUUGUCCAAAAGGUUUGGGCCCCAUGGGAUCCCUGUGACAGUGUUUCCCAAAAGGGAAUAUAAGGAUAAACCCGAAGCCAUGCAGCUCCAAAGUAAUACAUUCCAAGAAGGGACAGAAGUCAAGCGUGAAGUGAAUGGUGCUGUUCUCAACGACCCUUCUCCUGUCCCACCUCCUGAGCUCAGCUUGGCCGAAAGCCUGUGGACUUCCAAACCACCACCUCUCUUCCAUGAAGGAGCACCUUAUCCUCCCCCUUUGUUUAUCAGGGACACAUAUAACCAAUCAAUACCUCAGCCACCUCCCCGGAAAAUUAAGCGACCCAAACGAAAAAUGUACAGGGAAGAACCUACUUCAAUAAUGAAUGCUAUUAAACUACGACCCAGGCAAGUUUUGUGUGACAAGUGUAAAAACAGUGUUGUUGCUGAAAAAAAAGAAAUUAGAAAAGGUGGUAGUGCAAGUGACUCUUCUAAAUAUGAAGAUAAAAAACGGAGAAAUGAAAGUGUAACUACUGUGAAUAAAAAACUGAAAACUGACCAUAAAGUGGAUGGGAGAAACCAAAAUGAAAGCCAGAAAAGAAAUGCUGUGGUUAAGGUUUCAAAUAUUACUCACAGCAGAGGCAGAGUAGUCAAAGUUUCUGCUCAGGCAAAUACAUCAAAAGCUCAGUUAAAUACUAAAAAAGUGCUCCAGAAUAAAAACAUGGAUCAUGCAAAAGCUCGGGAAGUGCUGAAAAUUGCCAAAGAAAAGGCACAGAAGAAGCAGAGUGAAACCUCUACAUCCAGAAGUGCGCAUUCAAAGGUCCAUUUCACACGUCGAUACCAGAACCCUAGCUCAGGCUCUCUUCCACCCCGGGUUCGUUUAAAGCCCCAGAGAUACAGGAAUGAAGAAAAUGACUCUUCUCUGAAGACCGGGCUGGAGAAAAUGCGAAGCAGCAAGAUGGCACCCAAGCCCCAGUCCCGUUGCACCUCUACCCGCUCAGCAGGUGAGGCCCCUUCAGAAAGUCAGAGUCCCUCCAAAGGCCCUGAAGAGGCCAGCAGUGGGGUUCAGGACACAACUGAAGUGCUUGUGCCUGGUGAGCAGGAGGAACCGCAGACCCUGGGCAGAAAGGGCAGCAAAAGCAGUAUCUCUGUUUACAUGACCCUAAAUCAAAAGAAAUCUGACUCUUCCAGUGCUUCAGUGUGUAGCAUUGAUAGCACAGAUGAUUUGAAAUCCUCCAACUCUGAGUGUAGUUCUUCUGAAAGUUUUGAUUUUCCUCCAGGCUGUAUGCAUGCACCUUCCACCUCCACUUCCUCCUCUUCAAAGGAAGAGAAAAAGCUCAGUAAUUCCUUGAAAAUGAAAGUCUUUUCCAAAAACGUUUCUAAGUGCGUCACACCAGAUGGCAGGACCGUAUGUGUAGGGGACAUUGUCUGGGCCAAGAUAUAUGGCUUCCCCUGGUGGCCAGCCCGUAUUCUUACCAUAACUGUGAGCCGGAAAGAUAGCGGUCUUUUAGUCCGACAGGAGGCCCGUAUUUCAUGGUUUGGGUCUCCAACAACAUCUUUUCUGGCUCUUUCGCAACUCUCCCCCUUUUUAGAAAACUUCCAGUCACGCUUUAAUAAGAAGAGAAAGGGCCUGUAUCGCAAGGCUAUCACAGAGGCAGCUAAGGCUGCCAAGCAGCUGACCCCUGAAGUGCGGGCUCUGCUGACACAGUUUGAAACGUGAACAUGGACAGUAAGGUAGGCAAGAACCUUUGGGAGGCGCCCAGGUUUUCUAGUCUAGUGAGGGGGUAACUUCUACAAGACAGCUUGGCCAAACCCGAGAGAGACUGCACUCAGCUGGCUGCUUUUUUAUACUUAACCUUAUAGCCAUUUUUAGACAGAAGCUUAAACUGAACAAGCAAUCAAAUUUUGUCUUUAGGAAAGGAGAUUUUAGCAGUAUUUUUCAGUUUUGAAGUCUAAAACCAUCCCAGGCAUUGGAGCCAUAGCCUGAACUGAAAAUGAAUUUUUGCAGGGACUGUUAAUUGCCAUUUGUACCUAGUACUGUGUGUAUGUGUAUAUGUAUACACACACGUACGUGUAUGUGUGUACAUAGAUGCAUACAUAUAUAAAAUAUUGCCUGUCACUGUGUGACACAGGUUGCAUAUCUGGGAUCUUAAGGGCUGGUGAGCUGGGGGGAACAGUGAGGAUAUUUAAUGACUUCUUGUUUUUUAAUUAACCAGUACUUCCUGUGUGCAUAAUGGCACAGGAGUUUGACUUGGAUGUCUGACAAACUGCAAUGCUUGCUGUUGAGUUGCACACUGGGGAAGCAGCUCAGUACUGAGGAUUAAGACUGUAAAGGCUGACUAGGUCUGAAUCAUCGCACCCUCUCUCUUGUCCAGUGGGGACUUAAAAACUUUCAAACUUCUGGUUUGGGAGUUUAGAUAGGUUUGUCUUUGGAUAUGUAAAUAGUUGAUUGCUAAAUUUGGUCAGAUUUCUCCUGACUGACUGGCUGUUCCUAAAUUCUUAGGAUACGUCCCGAUAAAUUACACUUUGUGAAUUAAUUGUCAUAUAUGUAAUUGUUGCAUUCUGGAUGUACCUAGUUUGAUAAUUUUUAAAAAAAAUUUCCGUUUAAGGUUAUCUGUUUGCAGGUCAGAAAAUGAGAAACUGUAAUUGUGUAAUGCUUUGAAAUGUAAAAAAAAAAAACAAGCUGUAAAUAAAAUCGACUAAAUCCAAAUUAUUUGUGUGUGUUUCUCAAAAAGCUUUGAAAAAUUUCAGGAUGGUAGAAAAUUAUUCUUUGUAAUAGUAUAUAGAGAAGAUGAAAAAAAAAUCACCUAUAUUUUCCUAUUUGCCCUAUCAGGGAAUAUAUAAUCUGAGCAUAGAUAAAAUUCAAAUGAGGGACUAACCAAUAUAUUCUUAAAAUGAGGUUUUGUAGUUUAGAGGUCUGAUAAGCUUCUAGAUUUGAGCCAGUCCUCCAGCCAGUUUUUUAUAAGUACAUGGGUUUUAAUUACUUCAUAUUUAGCUUUACUAUUUCAUCGCAUGCUUCAUUUUUUUUUUGGUUUUACAUUUGGGUAAUUACAAAGACUCUUCUCUGCUUGAUCUCUUCUGCCUCAGGUAUCAUUGCUUUUGGGGCUUGUAACUUAGCUAACUAUUUUCUACAUGGUCCAUCUGUCCCUAAGAUUUGAUCUCUUAUUUUCCAUUUUUAGCUUUUGUAUUCUUAGUGAAAAAUCUGAUGGCCUUUGGAGGCAAGUUUCUCCCAAUAUUUAUAAGUUGCUUUCAUAUUGUAUGCAUCCAACUUAACCUUUAAGUAUGAUAUAAUGUCAGUUUGACACUUUUGGAAACUUGGAACUUUUAAAGAGAGCAACUUUUUGUGGAUUCCUAAGUAAUCAGUUUGAAAUACUGUAGUUCCUAUGGAAUUAUGAAAGGAUUUUAAUGGAGACUGAGAUCAAUAGUCUGUCAGCUUCCUUAAGGUAAGGUACUGAUUUCUACAAGUAGAAUUUCUUCUUGGGAACUCAGUCAAUGCUUUUUGAUUAUAAUAAACACACAAUUUAAAAAAAGAUAUUUCACUUGAAUAGAACAUAUUCUUUCCUGCAAACAGAAAUAACUAGUAUUUUUUAAAUUCUUUGAUUAUAAUAGGCUGAAAGAAGUUCAGUGUGAUUGAGGGGUUUUAAGGAAGUAUCUUAAAGGUUUUCAGAGUAUUUGUUUCAGAUUAGUGAAUUUGUUCAUUCAGUUAUUUUUUGAAAGUUUCAAAUCUAAGGUUUAGGAAGUUCUAAACUAGGCAAAGUCACCUAAGUUAUGUCAUUCCAACGUCUCGUGAAAUGAUCCAGGUGAGUUUUAUCCUAACAUGUUUUUGACAGUGGAUAUUGCUAAUGUAGUCAAGUGCUCAGGCAAAUGUGCUCUUGUGGGAUAAACUAAAUUUGUUUCAGAAGCCAUGGGGAAAAGAAGAAAAAAUCAUGAUUGUUGAAUAUAAAAGUCAAACAAUUUGAUACAAUCCAUACCUUUGAGGAAAAAGUUGAAGCAUAAUCACAAUUGUGCAUGAUCUCUAAUCAUGCCAAGUAAGCCCUCAGCUUUAAACCAGCAGUCUGGAAUAUUUCAUCUGAAUUUUCAAUAAACUAGUUUGAAAAAUUCUGUAAUCUUUAAGAUGUACUGUAUGUUCUAAACACUGCAUACCAAUAGCUGCAUGCUAAACUGUUUUAUUCAAAGAGAAUUUUUUUUAAGCAGCUAAGAUAUAUUUAUCCAGGGUCCACUGUAGAUGGAGAUAGAAUUGGUUAAUUGUAGUCAUUUUUCUUUUUAAUGACAAAAAAGAAGACACUUACUCUUUGUCUUGUGCUUAGUCGCUCAGUCGUGUCUGACUCUUUGUGAACCCAUGGACUGUAGCCUGCCAGGCUCCUCUGUUAGUGGGAUUUCCCAAUCAAGAAUACUGGAGUGGGUUGCCAUGCCCUCCUUCAGGGGAUUUUUCCAAUCCAGGGAUCGAACCCAGGUGUCCCGCGUUGCAGGUGGUUUCUUUACUGUCUGAACCACCAGGGGAGCAAUCUUACUAUGGAGACAACCAAGUGGGUAUUUUCCCCUGUGCAGAGAGAAUACUAGGCUUAGAAUACUAGGCCAAGUCUCUAGUGGUCCAAGAAGACGGGUUAGAACAAGAUUAGCAAAGGUGAAAAACUAGGCAAAGUAAAAGCUGUGAAGGCUAAAAAGAUGUCUAUUUCUAGAAAUCUUCAGAAAUGUAAAGCAUCAGAGUGUGUUUUAGUUUUCUAGAAUUUAUAGAUCAGAAAGGGUCUGGUUUAAAUUUGGAAGGAGCUCUUUCUAGAUGUGGAACCAGAGAUCUGUUAUCAGUGAAACAGAGAAAGUAGAAUUCACUCGUCUGAAGCCCAUUUGCGGGACUUGACACUGUCCCUACUUGGAUAUUAUGAGUAAAGUUUAUAGUAAUGAGUAGAAAAGACAGGUGGAAUAUAGAUAUGAGGGUGGACUGCAGGCAAAGGAAUAUGGAACUUAAAAUCAACUAAAUGAAUAUAUACAUUGUCUGAAUAAUGUGAAAAUAGUGAGUUGCACCCCUAUUUGAGCUGGUGGUACUUACUAGUGGUUAUGCACAUUCCUUUAUAUACAUGUACAUUUUUUUUAUAUAGAGUAACUGAGUUGGGAACUGGAAUACCUUAAGGAACCAAUAAUUUGGAUCUAAAAUUAGAUUUUCCCUUUUAAGUUGUUAAUUUCUCUACACUCUGUGCUGCACUGGUUCACAUUUGUUACUACUCAUAGCAGAGAAGAGGCUGGCAAAUGUCUAGAAAAGUUGGUAAUAUGUAAAGUCAGGACAGUGUUCUGAUUUGUAUCCAGUGGUGGUCUCCAGUAGGGGAUUUGCCAGAGAAUUCUGAAGACCCUAUUUGUAAGUUGGGACAAAUUUACUUUUUUCUUUGGGACUAUACUAGUAUGGUUGAUAUUAAAACAGUUAAAAUGCCUGAUAGAGGGAACUCAGAAAGAGAACAGGAGGCUGGUGCCAUGCCACUUGUCAGGAGAAGUAAAACAGCUAAGCUGUCUCAAUUACUUUCACCUCGUUCUGACUUAGUUACUAGGCUCUUCAGACUCUGUUUGCUUGUGUAUGUUUACUGUGUACCUUAUUUCAACAAAGAGUGAACAGAAAUGUUAAAAGAUGAAAGUUUUAGCAGUUACAGUCCUAGGGAUAUAGAUGAUGUAUGUAUUUUUAGUUUUCCAGGAUGUCUUGGUGUUUUUACCAUGGAGAGUUGAUGCUGAGAUCAGCUCUUUUGUUUACCUACUCAAGUAAGAGACUUAACCUUUGUAGACUCAAACAGGGCCUUUUUCCUGUUUACUUUUUUUGUGACUGUAGGUGGAACUCAUUUCUUCUCUUAUAUUAAUAGAGCAUUGUAAUUUGCUGGGAUUUUAUUUUUUUGGUAUUUAAAAACUCAUUAAAUAUACUUAACCCAGUUUACCAUUUUAACCAGUUCUGUGGCAUUGAGUGCACCCACACUGUUGAGUAGUCGUUACUACCAUCCCUCUGUAAUUUGGUUUUGGGUAGCAAUCGUCUAAGUUUGGAUGGCGUUCUGGCAGCCUGGUUUCCAGCAUUCCUUCCUCACCAACCUACACUCCUGCACUGUGCUACUGGUGCCCACUUUUAAGAACUAUAACUACCUCUUGGUAAAAUUUUUAAGUAAUUUUAUUUACCAGAGUAGGUUUUGGGUUAAAACCGUCACUUCCUAAUGACAGACAAUUUUGUGAAUGUGAAAAUCAUUUAAAUGAUUUUAGUACUGGAAUUAAUUAGUUUCCAAAACUUUGUUUACAUGUCAUCACACUCUUUACCAUAUUUUCAUAAUAUGGGUACUGUUUUUACACUUUUUAUGUCAGUACUACUAAUGAAAAAACAGAUAUUCUUUGACAUAUGUAGAUAAUUCUGUUUGGAAUUCUAAGAUCAUCUUGUUUACCACACUCUGGUAGGAAAUACUGAAUUUUUAUACCCUGUCUUAAAGUUCAUCUUGGAUAGAGUCAGGUUUUAAUGCAUCUAAUUAAUCUCUGAAAAAACUGAUUGCCAAACUUGAAUUUUUUCUUAUACGAUCCUGUGUCAUGCUAGCAUAAAGACUGGUUGUGGGGAUGUGUAAAGGAAAUGAAACCAGGAUUUAUCAAAAGAGUGAAUUUCAGUCAAAUUCUCACUGUUCACUGAAUAAAUUAGAUGGCUGUAGUAUAUGUAGUUUAACUUGUGGGCCUUUUGUUUUAGACAUUUUGGUUUGUGAAACAAUUUCAUAAAACUUUGAUGUUGAAAACUGGCCAGUUCUAAAAUUACUUGUCUUUAGGCUUAACAUAAAUAUUCUUGUAAGGUUUUGAUAUUUGUAAGAUCUCAUUAAAAAAUAAGUUGAAAACACAGCCAUUAUUUAAGUAUGGAGUUUUCCUUAUAAGAAUGUGACAGUUAACUUCCUUUUAUUGACUUAGAAAUCUUAGAGUGCUUUUAUUGCCAGAACCGUAAUUAAACCUCCUUAUGAUUUUUUUCUACCCAGUGCAGCUAUCUAGAAGUAAAACUAGGUACCCCUAGUUACAUAGCCAAAGUGUUAUGGCUGUAUUAUAAUUUUUUUCAUGUAAACUAAAAAAACUCGUAAUUAUAAUGCACAUCAAGUUUUACCAAGGGCUUUUUGUUGUUUAAAUAUUUAAGAUAAUUUUGUAAUCCUCAGUAUCCCUCACUUAGUUUUCUGCAGCACAAAGAUUUGCUUAAAAGCUACUGAAAAAGUUGAUAAAUGUGCUGCCUAAGUGAGCACAAAAGCUACUGAAAAAUCUUGGAAGGAGUACAUCCCCUUCCUACCCUCGCCCGGUUUCCCCAGGUACUUUCCCUAUUAUACUUUACAAUAGGGUCCCCCCACCUCCACCCCCGUUUGCCUGGGGAGACUUCAUUUUUAUUUGAAGAAAUGUGAGAGGAUCAUCCUGUUGAGUGUAAAUGAUAGAAAUGGAUACUUAUGAAAAUAUAACCAGAUGCAGGUGAGCUGGAGUGUUUGUUAACAUUUUUGUACUAAUAGUGCUUGGUAUCAGUCUUUUAAUUGAGCAAAUGAUCGUUCUCUUUCAC
This is a messenger RNA of Dama dama (fallow deer), 8140 nucleotides long. RefSeq names its product PWWP domain containing 2A (gene PWWP2A). Gene Ontology annotation, molecular function: histone binding; chromatin binding. Lineage: Eukaryota; Metazoa; Chordata; Mammalia; Artiodactyla; Cervidae. Gene Ontology annotation, cellular component: nucleus. The transcript is spliced from 2 exons. Bases 74 to 2338 code for a protein of 754 amino acids. The record is from RefSeq and is a predicted model, not a curated record.